CAUCAGCAAAAUGAGAAAAAACUUGCAGAAGACAAACUUUUCAUUUCUUUAAAACGGCACAUAAUUAAAGAACGUGAACACAAAAAACAACUUGAAGCAGAAACAGCUAAAGAAGAACAACUCAGGAAUGAACGUGAAAUGAAGCUUAAACAAGAUAAACAGACUUUGGGGAAGACUCAACAAGAGAUUGCACAAGUUGAAGAGCAAUUAAUUCAACUUAAAAAUAAGAAACAUCAACUAUUUUUACAGCUAAAAGCUCUAAUUACUAAAGAAGUUCACAUGGAAAAGAUGAGAAAAGAAAGUGAUAUUGCAAUGAAUGUGAGAAAUGAUGUUGGUCCGCCUUAUGCACCUUAUGGACCCAAUGACAAAGGAAUAAAGCGAGGACGUUCGCCAGUUCCCCAAGCUGAUUAUUACAAACAUGCUGGACAAUCUCAAGGCAUAUAUUUGCCUUCAAAGAACAACGAAACUGGUCGGCAUGAAACACGAAGAGCUGUUUUAUGGUGUAAUCCAGCUAAAUAUGGAACAUCACCACAUCAAGGCUGGCCCAUGACAAGCAAUAUCGUCAACAACCGAUAUCCAUUACCACAAACAGUACCAGCGCCACAUAUUUUACACUUAAAUAGUGAACAUCAGCAGCCACCGCCACCACAAUUAAAACAAGCUCAAUCUGCUCCGACUCCGACACAAAAAACUGGAUCGAUUUCAAUUGAGAAAAUCGGUGACAAUAUGAGAUCCAAAAUCACACCGCAACAACAAGAUUUCACUAUUCAUCGUCGAAUUGGAAACGUCAAUCCACCUAAUCAAACGCAACAAGAAGCUGAAUUUCAGAAUGGUCCAUAUCAUGGAAAUCUCUUACGAUAA
Messenger RNA from Clunio marinus, 861 nucleotides. Lineage: Eukaryota; Metazoa; Arthropoda; Insecta; Diptera; Chironomidae. The record is from the annotation of a GenBank genome assembly.